Daucus carota subsp. sativus is the source of this 2170-nucleotide messenger RNA. RefSeq lists its product as uncharacterized. Gene Ontology annotation, biological process: defense response. Bases 177 to 971 code for a protein of 264 amino acids. The record is from RefSeq and is a predicted model, not a curated record. NCBI's taxonomy places the organism in Eukaryota, Viridiplantae, Streptophyta, Magnoliopsida, Apiales, Apiaceae. The transcript has a single exon.
CUCUAGAGAGAGGAGAGAGACUCAAUUUAUCUCUUUCGCCCCAAAAAUCUCUCUCUCUCUCUCAGGGUUUCAACUGUUGAAUUCUCUGAUGGAACGCAUACGCACAUUCAUCUAAAUACACAUAUACAUACACUAUACAUAUAUAUAUAGCGAGCAAGAAUCAUAAAGAAGGCGAGAUGGAGUCCAAGAUUCUGGAGAUCACCCUAAUCUCUGCACAAAACUUGAAGACGCCGUCGACAAGUAUUCGCCGGAUGCAAACCUACGCCGUCGCCUGGAUCGACCCGAACACCAAGCUCCGAACCCGAAUUGACCGGGUCGGAUCCGAAAACCCGACCUGGAACGAGAAGUUCAUCUUCCGCGUCUCUCCCGAUUUCAUCUCCGGCGACACUUCCGGCGUUUCCGUCGCCAUUUACGCCGUCGGUUGCAUCAAAGACUUCCUCGUCGGAACUGUCCGGUUACUCCUCAGUAGCUGCCUUCACAAGAAGACUGGAAUUCGAACUCCUGCGUUCACCGCCGUUCACAUCCGCCGCCCCUCCGGCAGGUGUCACGGCGUUCUCAACGUUGCGGCGACGGUUUAUCAAGGAACGGAGUUCGAGAUGCUGACUGGACUUAACGCCGUUACGUUUCAUGAUCUGAUUGGAGAGGGAGAGAAGAGUAAUCAGCUUCGUCGGAGCCGUGAGCGGCGUCUCAGCCGUGUUGGUUCCAAAGAGAGCGAGUUAGGUUCCGGUGACUCGUUUGAUUUUGACUCGGUGGAUUUCUCGGACGGGGCUGAGUCCACGACGUCGUCCUCGUCCAAUGCUUCUACUGUUUUGAAGGAUUCCAACAAUGCUGAAGUUUCGGGAACCAAGGCGUGUAAAUCGGAUGGCUUGGGGAUGCUGUGUGGGUUAAUGCUUCAGAGGAGGUUCUCUUUUUGUCCGUCUGAUCUCAAUUUUGCAGCCGUGUCCAAGAAGAUGCAGGAAAACAAGGAGUGAUCGACAUUGGUGGUCUUUCGUACAAGUUAGCUGUUUUGAAUUCCUGGAUUAUUUGAUUGUUAGGUUUUCGAGUUUUGGAUAAUUUUGUUAUAAAUGUUGAGAAGUUUAGAAAUGUCUGUUAUACGCAAAUUGUUGAAUAUUUUGGUGCAGCUUUUAAUUGUAGUAACUGAAAAUGUUUGUGCUCGAAAACAAGUACUGAUCAAUGGUGGUGAUCUUGGUAGAAGGGAGCUCUUUUGGUUUUUCGAACUGUAAAGUAAUGUUUUGAGUUUUGGAGGAUUUUAUGUUUUGUUGUAGUUGCUGAGGAGUUUGGAAAUGUCUGGUAUGCAAGUUGUUGAAUAUCAUUGAUCUAGCUUUAUAUGUACGGUUUUUCUGUGGUGUGCCCAUGGGCACACAUUAAGCACAAAAAUUGAUGAAUUUGGAUGGUUUCUAUUGGCUUAACCUUCUUUAAUAAUGAUGCACCCCCUGCAUUUACACCAACCACACCAAUCAAAACCCUCCAAUUCUAUAAAUUUUAGUGCUUAACAUGUGCCCAUGGGCACACACUAGACAAACCCUUAUAUGUAAUACAUGAAAAUGUUGGUUCUCUGUUCCGGUUUUUGAUUUUGAUUAUGUUAGCAGAACAUAAUUACUUGCUGCUUAGAGAAUAAUGUUCCCUUUCCUUUGCUAAAUUGAAAGUUUUAAUUGAAAAGCUCGUACUGUUUGAUUAGUAUGAGUUUCAGAUUUUAUUAUAUUUGGUUUGUUUUGGAGUGAAACGGUAUGAUUACUGAGUUAUUAUUCGUUUAUAGUAGUUAGACAAAGAGGUCUGUUAGAAACUUGGAUUCAUGUAUGAGGGAUUUGUUCGGUACUAGCUUCCAGGUUAUUGUCUUGUUGAAGCAAAAUUGAUCCAUGGUAGCGUUGCAAUGGUCUGGCCAUCCGGUAAUGGCCGAAGCUAGUAUGUUAUAAAGAUUGGGAAAAGGUUGAAAGACAUGAUGUUUCUGUAGACAGAUCAAGGAUGGUAACUUGGGUGAGUCUUUGCUCCACAAGCUUUCUGCAUCUAAUAGUCGUUUAAGCUUCCUAUAAAUGCUCUUCUACAGUCCUUGGUUUAGUCCAUCGGAAUUUCGUUCAACUCUACGAACUUUCCUGUAGACCUCGGAGCUCACUGGCUGGAGUCCUAUCGAGUGUAGUACGAUUUGUUACAGAAAUUACUCAUUCCAGUUUAG